Molecule: messenger RNA, 1896 nt
Organism: Adineta ricciae
Lineage: Eukaryota; Metazoa; Rotifera; Eurotatoria; Adinetida; Adinetidae
Source: the annotation of a GenBank genome assembly
AUGAGACAUGCUACAUCAUGGCAAAAGAAUCAAUCAGAAGAUGACACUUUCAGCAAUCGACUUGAAAUUUCAAUCACUUCUCAACAAAAUAAAUUCGUUCGACAUUCUCAACGUUCAACUACUGAAUACACGAUUUUCAUUGAUACUCAGCAAGUCUAUUCCCUUUCUCUCGUCAUUUACUUUGCAAUUUUCGUCAUGCGACAACUAUCGAAUGAUACCGCGUCGUGGGUAUUGAUCGAUUCACCACUUCCAGCACCUUUAUUUUAUAAUUCAAAUUCAUACGACACAUUACCAAAUGGUGCUCCUCUCAUCAAUGAUAUCAAUCAUCCGAACAUCCCCAUUUCAAAUCUUCCGACGAUCACACCUCAACCGCCUAACAUUGAAACAAAUUCAGCUAACUACUGGGCAUUUGCAUUGACCGUUUUCCCGAUCUUCACCAUCUUCGGCAAUGUUCUCGUUGUUGUUAGUGUUUAUCGUGAAAAGUCUUUGCACACGAUAACAAAUUAUUUCGUUGUCUCACUUGCCAUAUCGGAUAUAACUGUUGCAGCUGUUGUUAUGCCGUUUGCUAUUUAUCUGGAAUUCAAUCGAGUUUGGGAGUUACCUGAACGUUUAUGUGAUUUUUGGGUUGCAUCAGAUUGUAUGGCAUGUACAGCAUCGAUAUUAAAUCUCGUAGCAAUUGCAGUUGAUCGGUAUAUUGCCGUUACAAAACCGCUUAAAUAUGCUCGACAUAAAAAUCCAAAGCGUGUUGCCAUUAUGAUUGUAAUCGUAUGGCUUGUUUCAUUCUUUAUUGCAUUACCUAUUGUUAGUGGUGUAAAUAAAUCAGAUAUAGCUGCCUAUCCACGUGUUCCUGACCAGUGUGUGUUUUUCAAUAAUAAAUUCUUGAUUUUCUCUUCUCUUGGCUCGUUCUUUAUUCCGGGCAUUAUCAUCUUUGCUAUCUACUAUCGCAUCUUCAUGGUCAUCAUGGCCCAAGCACGAAAGAAUCGUAAACAAUGGAGACCUAAAGCAGCCAUUCAAUCUGCUGCUGCUCAGCAUCGAUCCAAUGUGAAUAACUUAGUCACAUCAUAUCUUCACGAUCGACAUGAUUCAAAUCAUCAGCCCGCGCUCAGCGAUAGUAUCGAUGCGAAAUUGUUCGAACAAGCCUCAAAACCUGCAACGCUACCCAAUGAAGCUUUACCGACGUCGAAAAAUAAUGGAACAAACACAUUAGCAUUAAACACAACUGGCUUAACUCCAUCAAUCCGUGCGUCGAUUAAUGUCACAUCAUCGUCAGGUGAUCCUAUGGACGACGACGAACGAGAUGAUAUUGCACUAUUUGUGCAUAAUGAACAAAAGCGCCAUACAAAAAAACUUGAUCCUGACAAUCAAAUCGAAGUCCUCCCAAUAGCAUUGUCGAAAUCGAAUAAUAACUUCGGCAAUUCAAUUGGUGUCCAAAAGACAACAGUUGAUAAACCUGAUAAAGCUAACCAUAAUGACACUGACCAUCAUAACAGCAGUUUCACAACGCGACUGAAAGCAGAAACCAAUUCGCACGGUAUCCCGGCUACGACCACUCAAAACCCCGUGAACAAUGCGAAGACUGCUAAACGAAAAGCUUAUUCACGCAUAAAGAAAGAACGCAAAGCAACGCAAACAUUAAUCGUUGUGUUAAUUUGCUUUCUGGUUUGUUGGUUACCAUUCUUCGUGCUCAACAAUUUAGUUAAUGCUAUUUACAAGCUAUCCAAAGAAUCUGACGCUUUACUUAUAAACGAUUUCAUCGUGGUCCUUUGCGUGUGGUUAGGAUACAUCAAUUCGUUUUUAAAUCCGAUCAUUUAUACGAUCUUCAAUAUGGAAUUUCGAAAAGCAUUUGCAAAAAUUCUUUUUUCAUCAUGUCGAUCAUCUAGUCAUUCAUCUUCGUAA